Messenger RNA from Schistocerca gregaria, 2464 nucleotides. RefSeq lists its product as uncharacterized. Gene Ontology annotation, cellular component: Cajal body. Gene Ontology annotation, molecular function: U2 snRNA binding; U1 snRNA binding. Bases 12 to 2303 code for a protein of 763 amino acids. The record is from RefSeq and is a predicted model, not a curated record. The transcript has 4 exons. Gene Ontology annotation, biological process: spliceosomal snRNP assembly. Lineage: Eukaryota; Metazoa; Arthropoda; Insecta; Orthoptera; Acrididae.
AGUGGAGAGUAAUGGAAGCCGGUGGUUUUAGAGUCAGGCUCGAUUUGUCUCAGUUCUUUAGUGACAUCAAGAAGUUCUCCUGUGUUUAUGUCGAUCUCUCUCGUGACCGGCAAAUAGCAGAUGUGGUUGACAGAAUUUCGGAAGUGUUCGGGAUUGAGCGACCAUUGUUUUUGUUGGACGAAAGAUUUUAUUUGCCAGAGUCUGAGAAUGUUAAUGUCCUGCGGAACAGUAACGUUGUGAAAGUCUUGAAAGCCUUUCACUUCCAAGGUAGGGAGAGCUGUUCCACAACUGACCUUCUUACAAAGAGCAAUAAAGAAGUAGAGUAUCUGAGACAAGAGAUUCACCCUGAGCAAGAAUCCAGAAAAAAUAACAAGACAAACAGUUCAGAGAAGUUUGACUCUCAAGAUUUCUACCAGAAUGAGAAAAUCAACAGCUCUUGUGUGUCCCAUAUAGGUAAAGCAUCAUUUCAUGAAGCCCGAGGCAAGAAGAGAAAACAUGAAGAAAUUGAUGAGAGCAAGUUUACCAACAGUUUAAAUGUUUUACAGCAGGAUCUUGAACCUGAAAUUCACUAUCAAAAAAAAUGUAAACGAAAGAAAGAAAGAGUAAAAAAGGAAGUCCUCAAUGGCAGUAGUAUCGAACCCCUUCAAGAUGAACUUGAGAAGAAAAACAGUGAUGGCAUACAUUUUGACAAUAAAGCUAUACAUUUUGACAAUAAAGCUAACAGAAAGAAAAAGAGAAACAAAGCUGUUGAAAUUAAUGGAGAUGUUACAGAGGACAAAGUUGUAUCUGAGGUGCUGUGCCACAAUUCGCCUGAAAACAUAAGUGACCACAAUGAACAAGAAACUACCAAAGGCCUCAAGAAACAUAAGAAAAAAAGAAAAAAUGACUUAGCAGCACUGGAUGCUCACAAGAGUCUUGAUGCAGAACAUCUACAUCCCACAGACUUGAAAAAACGUAAUAAAAAACUCAACCAAAGUGAUGCAGAAACAGAUGUGGCACAAGACCAAAGUUUAUCAUUAAGUUGUGAAUUCACAACUGACACGACAUUUUUAACUAGUUGUUCUAAAGGAGCUCAAAAGUGCAAAAAUGGAUCUUCAUUAACAUGCCAAAAUAUUGAUGAUGUAGUGAAUAGUGACUGUGACAGUAAAGACUAUGGAGGUUCAGAUUUUGUAGACAGAGCUGAAAGUAGUACUCCAAAUUUUACUGGUGGGUGUAAGAUUAGAGAUGUUGCAGACUUUCUGUCGCAGGACAGUACCAGUAUUUAUGAUUCUGCCCUCGGAAACCAUCUAGACAAUGUCACCAACACAACCAUCGGCACAAAGCCUAAGCGUAAGAGGGUCCGUGUAAGGAAACACAGAAAGAGAAAUGGAAUCCAGAAUGAUAGUGUUGUUGCAUUACCAUCCGUGGUCGUACAACAUACAGUUCCACAGUAUAGUAUUCCUCCAAGGAAACACAUAAGAUUUGAUGAUGCAAUGGGUGAAAAUUUAAAAGAAAGUACAAGCAAUAAAGAGGUACCUUUGAAUGAUGAUAUGGAUAUGAGAAAUAAUACAACUGAAGAAACCUGUGACUCUAAAGCAUCACCAAAUGUCAAUGAUGAGAGUACACAUGAUCUGACUCCAGAAACUGAAGUUACGGACUGUCCCAUGAAAAGUAGCUUUGAAUAUUGUACUCCUGAAAAUUGUAUAAUUAAAAGUGAUAUUACAUCUUUGCCAAACCAAAUUCCUUUACAUCAGCAGUGGGCAUUAAACACUGCUGAUCUGAAUAUGAACACAAAGGAAUCUUUACAGAAGCUCUUAAUUCUUGGAAAACAGAAUUCAGUUCCUGUUGUGUUUGAACGGAAAAGUCAGUGCAACAGUUCUGGAUCUGCAUCAGAAUCCUUAAUGCCGGUCUCAAAACAGAACAGCAACAAAAAUUCUGAAGGAACAAGUGAUUUUCAUAGUACACAAGUAGUGGAUCAGGGUGAUAUGACAUGUCUGAAAAUGAAUCCUAAUGCUAUUGAUCCACUUCGUUAUCCUCAACUGGAAGGAAAACCAAAAAAGAAUGAUAUAAUUGCUUUUAAGAAGUUAAAAAUGACAAGCAAUUACACACCUGAGGUGUCAGGUUUCAUAAUUGCUACAGUACUGAAUAUUUCGGAAGACACUUUGGAAAUGUCGCUACGGAUAGAAGCUGGCGAAUCUGAUCUUGAGGCCCCUAAAGGAAGGUUCUAUGUUGAGAAUGAAGAUUCAGAGAAGAAUGAGAGUGACUCAAAACUUCAUCAGCUGAAUUGGAAUGAACUUAUGGAUGUCAGAAUUUUAUUUCCAUGAGCUCUUAAAUUGUUAUUUUUCUCUUCAAAUAUUGUGUAUGUAAAUGACUGGAAAUAAACUCUAAUUUUGUACCCUGAAUGGCUGUUGUUAUCAAUAGCAUCAGAAAUAUGAAUUAAGAAUUGUAAACUUAUAGGAAUUAAAUUUCAGUUGCCUCCCUAAAA